Messenger RNA from Diatraea saccharalis (sugarcane borer), 612 nucleotides. NCBI's taxonomy places the organism in Eukaryota, Metazoa, Arthropoda, Insecta, Lepidoptera, Crambidae. The record is from the annotation of a GenBank genome assembly.
AUGGAAAAGAAAAAAGAUCCUUUUUUCCUGUCAAAGAAACCAGAAAUGAAUCAAAAUAAGAAUUUCAAUGAGAAACGUCAGCAUCAAUUUGAUAAGAACCGUGAAGUAGUGAAACAGGAUGCUACAGAUAAGAAGCCAUUUGAUAAGAAAACAUAUCGAUUGAAAAAAUAUAGCAAGAAGUAUAAAUUGGAACAAUGGGAAGAACAACGUAAAAAGAAAUUACUACGGAACUAUUACAAAGAGGUAGUAAAUGAUCCUGCAGCUGGGUUGUACAAGCCUAAAACUUUCGAUGAAGACACAACUGAUUCCAAUGAGGUUGGCAGAUUUGUAAGACAUCCUGAACUAAUUGAAAAAGAAAAUAAAACAUUACAGAUAAAAAAGGAUCCUUAUCAUAAAGCAAAAGAACGGUUUGAUAAGAUAAAACAAGAGAAGUUACAGAAGCAACAAGAAAUUGAGAAGGCUAAGGAGGAGAAACAGAAGAAAUUGUUCGAAUAUAAGAAAAAGAAGCAAGAAAAGUUUAAAAAGCUAAGCAAGAAAACGAGAAAAGGUCAACCAGUAAUGACUGGAAGGCUGGAAUUGCUUUUGGAAAAGCUACAGGGGCAGUCUAAUUGA